CUAACCAACGUCUGGCUACCAGUACCGGAACUGGAAUUCCAGAUUUUUGGACCCCGUCGUUUCUUUUCCAACUUCCUCUGCAACGCGUGGUGGUUCCACGAUGCAGUUGUUCGUCAAAGCCCUAGACGGUCGAACCGUCACCCUUGAUGUACACGCUGAAGACAGUAUCAGUCACGUAAAGUACGGCAUUGAAGAACGCACAGGUGUUCCGUCUACCGAGCAGAGACUGCUGUUCGGCACGAAACAGCUUGAUGACCAAGAAACCGCCGGUGCCUUGGGCAAUGGUGCUACCUUGCACUUGAGCUUGCGGCUGUUGGGUGGUGUAAUUGAGCCCAGUUUGCGUAUCUUGGCUCAGAAGUACAACUGCGACAAAAUGAUUUGCCGCAAGUGCUACGCUCGUCUUCACCCGAAGGCCACUAAUUGCAGGAAGCGCAAGUGUGGACACUCUAACAACCUGCGUCCCAAGAAGAAACUGAAGUAGAGAGUUUUUCAAAUAAAUCCCUGCUGGGUACAGCAACACACAAGGUUGAA
Molecule: messenger RNA, 531 nt
Organism: Ornithodoros turicata
Lineage: Eukaryota; Metazoa; Arthropoda; Arachnida; Ixodida; Argasidae
Gene: RpL40
Product: ubiquitin-ribosomal protein eL40 fusion protein-like
Exons: 4
Coding region: 101-481 (126 amino acids)
Biological process (GO): protein ubiquitination; modification-dependent protein catabolic process; translation
Cellular component (GO): cytosolic small ribosomal subunit; nucleus; ribosome
Molecular function (GO): protein tag activity; ubiquitin protein ligase binding; structural constituent of ribosome
Source: RefSeq, a predicted model, not a curated record